GCCAUCGCCAUUUACCAACUUGGUGUGCUUUGUGUUUCUGAUUUUCUCGUCACCACCAAAACCCCCUGCUGUCGCCACGACACCAUCGCCCGUCUGCCAUCGGCCUUGGAGACGCGUGUACGUGCGGAUUCGCCUAUUUUCGGAGCAACCUUAAAUCAGAGGCUCUCGCCAGCGCCCCGUCAUUUACUGUUAUACGGCACCCAUGCACGCAACAAGGCAUCACCGCUGCCUCCAUACCAAUCAUCCUCACGCCCGGCUGCCCGCCCUCGGCGCGUAAGCAACAAACCUAACCGCCUUGCCACCUGAAAUCAGAUCCUCUCCACGCCAGCCUCUUGCAGCCUAUUAUUCACAGCCUAAUUCGCCUGGCCCGAUAUAAAACCUUCCGGCACCCGUUGCCCUUUGCAUACAACCACAUCCGUCAUCCUCCCCGCUGCAGGGCUGGCCUAAUCAAUCGCUCUUUGCUUCCUGCAAUACCGCUACAUAAUGGCCCAGGCCGGGGAUGUUGGCCGCGACGUGCUCAGCGAUGACGAUCUUAUCGAAAUCCACGUCGGCAGAGUCGGCAGACCCGAUCCCGAAGUCUAUAUCCUCAACGGCCCUCUACCACCAUCCUUCAGCCGCCCUUCACGACAACGCCACAGAGAUGCCGAGCAGCAGGCGCCACCGGCAGCAGAAACGACAGUCAUUGAUUUGACAGAGGAGCCUGACUCGCCAGUGCAUUCGAGACUACCACAAGUUGCUCUGCCGGGCAUGAAUAACCAUCCGCACCAGCAGCAUGUUCAUGUAUAUCCCAGACCGCCGGGUCGUAACCCGCGACGGACAAACUCCGUGAGGAUCACGCCGCCGCGGCUGGCUCGCAGCGAAAGUAUAGUCCUUGCAUCCGAGUCCCAGUUUAUCGACUUGACCGGCGACGACGACAUCAACCCGUCCAAUCCGCCUCCGCCUGCAUACGAAGAAGGCCGCCGAAGCCGCCGUAACAACCGGCUACCACGCCUGCGUCCAGACGCUCCGUACUCAUGGGAGUCCUUGGAAACGAGACCGAGAGACUUACAGUCGAUUGCUAGAGCCUUUGGCGAGUCUCUGGCCGGCAUUCUUAACGCAAGCUCUAAUAUGACUAGCACUUUGCACGGUCUUCACUUCCAUCACUUCACGACUCGCGCACAUCCAUCUCCAUAUCCUAUUCCGCCUAGAGAGCCGAGUAAGCCGCCACUGGAAGAAUACCCCCCAGCAAGAGAAGGUUUCACGAGAAACACAUGUGCAAACCCAGAGGAGGAGGACGAAACUAUAGUUGUGUGCCCCUCAUGUAACGAUGAGAUGGCGUACGAUCCAGCAGAUGUGGCGGGAUCCUCAGCACCCGCUACCACUGCUACUGGAAAGAAGCGUAAGAGAGCACACGGCGAGCACCAUUUUUGGGCUCUAAAGAAGUGCGGGCAUGUCUACUGCGCAGAAUGCUUUGAGAACAGGAGGCCAACCAAGUCAUCAACUGUAACAACUGGGUUCCGCCAACCGCUUGGCAAGCCCGUCACGGAGCUGCGGUGUGCCGUAGCCGACUGUGAGACCAAGGUCACCAAUAAGGGCGAGUGGAUUGGGAUAUAUCUCUAGUCUUGGGAGCUACGUGUUCGGUAUACUGAAACUUGGCUUCUCUCGACACUUUGUACUAUUUUUCUCUUUUUUUGAACAUACAAUGUGCGGUCCAUUACGGCUUCUCUUGCUUCAAGAGGAAAGCCUAUGUAAGGCGUUGGUUAGGAAUGGGGGAUACGAGCUGGACAUGUUGCCAAGAGCAACAUCGGCAUUGCAUACUAGAAAGCAUUGAAAGCGGCGGAGUAGAUACAUAUAGGGUUCGCUUAAUGACGUCUACGAGAUACCAUUAACC
[Torrubiella] hemipterigena is the source of this 1870-nucleotide messenger RNA. The record is from the annotation of a GenBank genome assembly. Lineage: Eukaryota; Fungi; Ascomycota; Sordariomycetes; Hypocreales; Clavicipitaceae.